Molecule: messenger RNA, 3173 nt
Organism: Orbicella faveolata
Lineage: Eukaryota; Metazoa; Cnidaria; Anthozoa; Scleractinia; Merulinidae
Product: putative ammonium transporter 3
Biological process (GO): ammonium transmembrane transport; ammonium homeostasis
Cellular component (GO): plasma membrane
Molecular function (GO): ammonium channel activity
Source: RefSeq, a predicted model, not a curated record
AUGAACGUGACACAAAACUCUUCAAACGCACAAAAUGUCACAGUCUUAUCAGAAGAGCCUGUGCAGCUAAAUUCAGACGAUGCUACAUGGAUUUUAACGAGUGCUUUCAUUAUAUUCACAAUGCAAUCUGGGUUUGGACUGGUAGAGUCAGGUUUAGUUUCCCAAAAGAAUGAGGUAAAUAUCAUGGUUAAAAAUGCUGUUGACGUCAUAUACGGGGGACUUUCCUAUUGGCUGUACGGAUUUGCUUUCAGCUUCGGCGUCGCUGAAGGCACUAAUGGAUUUACAGGUGUAGGUCACUUUGCGAUGGACGUGGAAGCCGACCAGGGGGAUGUGUUCGCAUUGUAUUUCUUCCAGAUGUCGUUUGCCACAACUGCUACAACUAUUGUAUCAGGCGCAAUGGCGGAAAGGACUCAUUUAAAUGCGUAUACAAUUUACUCUUUCACCAACACCAUAUCUUACGUCUUUCCUGCACACUGGCUUUGGGGUGAAAAAGGCUUCCUCAAGGAACUUGGAGUAAUUGAUGUCGCAGCCUUCACCUGUGGUGUGUCGUGUUCUGUAGGAUGCGCAGGGGUGCACUUAGUUGGAGGUGUCGCGGGCUUGGUGGCUGCGAUAAUGCUGGGACCUAGACUGGGACGAUAUGACAAGUCAGUCGAAAGAGGCAAGCCUGGUUCGCUGACCAAUGUGAUGCUCGGGACAUUUAUGCUGUGGUGGGGCUGGCUGGGGUUCAACUGUGGCAGCACCUUUGGAAUCAGUGGAUCAAAGUGGCUGCUAGCCUCUAGAUCAGCGGUAGUGACGCUGAAUGGUUCCAUUGGAGGGGGGAUCCUGGGAGUGAUGUACAGUUUUCUGUACCGAAAGAGGAAGCUGGACGUAGCGGUAUUCAUAACCGGUGUAUUGGGGGGUCUGGUUGGUAUUACCGCUAUCUGUGCCGUGUGCCGUCCUUGGGAGGCCUUCAUCCUUGGAUUCAUUGGAGGACUGGUAGCUUGCGGCAGUUGCGACAUUAUCGACAGGUUUAAAAUCGAUGACCCAGUGGGUUGCAUAGGAACACAUGCCAUGGCGGGGAUCUGGGGAAUGAUUGCAGUUGGUUUGUUUGUCGAAGAGGAACCGCUGGAAGGAUUUUCAGAAGUCCGUGGGCUUUUCAAAGGUGGCAGUAUAAAACUGCUUGGUGUCCAGAUCCUGGCAUGCGUAGUUGUUGCUGCUUGGGCUGGAUCUACAACAUGGCUACAGCUGUUUCUCAUCAACAAGAUCCUACCAAUCAGGCUUAGUUACGACCAGGAAAUAAUGGGCGCGGACAAACUUGAACAUGGCAUCGACUACAAUGACUCUGAAGAUGACUCUGCAGAUCACGAAGAUAAUGAGUUGCCAGGGGAGGAGGAUGGAACGGACAGCUUCAGGGAUUACAUCGCAUGUGAUGCUUCUGCUCGUGGCUACAACGCCGAAAGGGAACAAAUACUUUCCAUUCAGAAUCUCCCGGGUUGCGUCAACUAUGGUCUUGAGGAUGACACACUGAGCUUAAGCAAAGGAAAAAUAAAGAUGGAAGUUGGAAUACAGGUGGAUUUGGAUCGCCCGUGACUUUUCGCUGACUAUUUGUUUGUUUGAUGUAUAUGUUAAAGCCGCCAGGCUUAGUCUUACUUUGAUUCCUGUUAAGUAAAAAGCCAAACACUGAUACCCUUGGAUGCAGCUGCCGUACCUGAAAUUUGAAUAUGCCUAUCAGGAUUCAGUAGGCGAAAAAAACUGUACUGUCCUGACGAAGUCUGACGUCAAGUUACGUUAACAGGAAAGGCACUAAGGUCGGGCAUCUUUUCUCACUGAAGACGACGGUAUUGAAAGGGAUUCAUAAUGCCAAAAACUGUAUCAGAUCGUGUGAAAGUGGAAAAUAUGAAACAUUUUGUGUCUCUAAGGUAGUAAUUUGGCGCCAAAAAUAUAAUGGGUCGCCCGCGUCUGGAAACUCCCUCGUCGUUCGUCGAGUAUUGUUAGGUAGGAAAAUAGUCGGGUUAUUUUGAACAAAAUAAAUUGUUCUUUGUCAAGAGUUCUAGUGCUAAGUAUUAGAAGAUGCAAAAGCAAGUUUAGCAUUGUCUUUAUUUUUGUUUGCUGCGAAGAAAAUUACUAUUAUCAAGUCUUUUCUGUAGGACAGUGCAGUUUUGACAGCUGCUUGUAUUGCCGGCGCAGCCACCACAUACAAGGACCUAAUAAGGUCUAAAUCGGAUGCACCUUCAAAUGCAACAAAUUUAGUAUUCGACGCAUUUUAUGACACAGUUGAAAUGCCAAAUGUAUUAAAAAUACCAAAGGUUUCCGUAUAGAUAAGGGUUGUUUACAAUGGAAUGGAAUCGUGGACAUUUGUCAGAACGCGUACGUUCCUGCAAACUUUGAUGUAAAGGUGCUUCCACUUUGACGUUUACGGUAGGCUUUUGACCAUAUCACUACAUUCCCACCAUAAUGUCCUUUUAGAAGGUGUCUAUUGACAAUACUGUAAGUCGACUUGUCUGUUCACAAUAGCUGUUCUAUACUAAUCUACCCUAUUUGCAGCUUCUAAUUAAACUUAACAGUGAAGACCCCUGAUCCAUUUCAAUAACCAUUACCAGCACGCCAUUUUCUUCAAAGGAAUAACAACUUGCAUAUAAUUACGCACUUCAUGUAAAACAAAGUUUUUGGAUGCAAAUAAAUGGUUUCUUUACUUCUCUAUCUUGUUGACUAUCUGUGUGUUUUCACAUACAAAUAAAAUAAAAGAAAUUGCCGUGCCCUGGCUCCAUUAUCUGGAUUGUAAAAAGAUCGCCCGAAAAGAACACGGAACGUAAAGAGCUGUUAGUCCUUGAGGGAUCGGUUUUACCAUUUCUGAUUGCUUUCUUUAACUUUGCUAUAGUUUUAAGGUUUUUCACCCCCCACCCCCACCCUGCUUUUUAUUUUUUUAUUUAAUGUCUUGCAGUGAUGGGAGCAUGCCUCCCUUUACAAGAUCCCAAUAAUGUAGACGUAGAUAGUGAGAGACACAAGCGACAUAGUAGCCGGAGUUUCGUGUGUCUUGUAUAAAUUACUCACGAACAAGGCAUGGUUUAUCGGUAGGUUCAAAUGCAACAGAUAAUUACAAUGGGAGUUUUUUCAAUGUCACAUCACAGCUUGGCCUUUAAGUGCAUUAGUUAUUAUCUAUCUUACUGCUGGGCUGGAAAUAUAUUUAUAUUGUU